AUAUUGUCAGAUACUUGUACCUUCCAGAGGUCAGUCUUCAGCUUGUCAGAUACUUGUACCUUCCUGAGGUCAGUCUUCAUAUUGUCAGAUACUUGUACCUUCCAGAGGUCAGUCUUCAGCUUGUCAGAUACUUGUACCUUCCAGAGGUCAGUCUUCAUAUUGUCAGAUACUUGUACCUUCCUGAGGUCAGUCAUCAUAUUGUCAGAUACUUGUACCUUCCAGAGGUCAGUCAUCAUAUUGUCAGAUACUUGUACCUUCCUGAGGUCAGUCUUCAUAUUGUCAGAUACUUGUACCUUCCAGAGGUCAGUCUUCAUAUUGUCAGAUACUUGUACCUUCCUGAGGUCAGUCUUCAUAUUGUCAGAUACUUGUACCUUCCUGAGGUCAGUCUUCAUAUUGUCAGAUACUUGUACCUUCCUGAGGUCAGUCAUCAUAUUGUCAGAUACUUGUACCUUCCUGAGGUCAGUCUUCAUAUUGUCAGAUACUUGUACCUUCCUGAGGUCAGUCUUCAUAUUGUCAGAUACUUGUACCUUCCUGAGGUCAGUCUUCAUAUUGUCAGAUACUUGUACCUUCCUGAGGUCAGUCUUCAUAUUGUCAGAUACUUGUACCUUCCUGAGGUCAGUCUUCAUAUUGUCAGAUACUUGUACC
Messenger RNA from Lottia gigantea (owl limpet), 645 nucleotides. RefSeq lists its product as hypothetical. Lineage: Eukaryota; Metazoa; Mollusca; Gastropoda; Lottiidae. The record is from RefSeq and is a predicted model, not a curated record. The annotation marks the transcript as partial. The transcript has a single exon.